UGAAAGCGACAAGCCCGCUCUCAAUACUUGAGACAAUUAUCCAACGUGUUAACGUCGUCCCGUCUUCGCGUCAGUGUUACUGAAACCCUAAGUUCAUAGCCGGAAACUUCUCGGUGGAAACGAUGAAGGCGGUGGAAAUCACGAAUCCCGGUGGUCCCGAGGUUCUCAAGCUACAAGAAGUGGACGAGCCGGAGGUCAACGAAGGUGAGGUUCUCAUCAAGGUGGAGGCCGCCGGCGUGAACCGGGCCGAUACCCUCCAGAGGAAGGGAUUCCAUCCUCCACCGAAGGGCGCCAGUCCGUUCCUUGGGCUCGAGUGUUCCGGCACCGUCAUCGGCGUUGGGCGAUCCGUGGAUCGCUGGAAGGUUGGCGAUCAGGUAUGUGCACUUCUCAGUGGAGGCGGAUAUGCAGAAAAGGUGGCAGUACCAGCUGGACAGGUGCUUCCAGUUCCAAAAGGCAUAUCUUUAACUGAUGCUGCGAGCUUUCCUGAGGUAGCUUGCACCGUUUGGUCGACAGUCUUCAUGAUGAGCCACUUGACAGCUGGGGAAACUUUUCUGGUUCAUGGGGGAUCUAGUGGCAUCGGCACAUUUGCUAUCCAGAUUGCUAAGUACUAUGGGAUACGGGUAUUUGUCACCGCAGGAAGUGAAGAGAAACUUACCGCCUGCAAGGAUUUAGGUGCUGAUGUCUGCAUAAACUAUAAAACUGAAGAUUUCGUUGCACGGAUUAAGGAAGAAACUGGAGGAAAGGGUGUUGAUGUUAUACUGGACAAUGUUGGAGGAGCUUACUUUCAGCGUAAUCUCAAUAGCUUAAAUGUGGAUGGAAGGCUUUUCAUCAUUGGUUUCCAGGGAGGAGCAAUUACUGAGGUCAACUUAUCAUCCAUUCUUGCAAGACGCUUGACUGUACAAGGUGCUGGACUGAGAAGCAGAAGUCCUGAGAACAAAGCAGUGAUUGUUGCAGAGGUUGAGAAGCUUGUUUGGCCAGCUAUUGAAGCAGGUAAGGUGAAACCUAUUGUGUACAAGACUCUUCCACUUUCUGAAGCAGCAGAGGCUCACAGGAUAAUGGAGAGUAGUGUUCAUGUUGGCAAGAUAUUACUGAUUCCAUGAUCAGUGGGCACAUGUACUCAUAAAUUAAAAAAAAAAAAAAACUUGUUUGAAUUAGCUGCCAUGUUAAUAAGUCAUGUAUGGUAGGCAAGAGCCUGAGGGUAUAUACUACUAUUUUUGAUAUAUGACAUGUGCUCUUUCAUGAAUAAUAAAAAGGUAGAUAUUAAAGCAUAAAUCUUAUGUUAGAUGGAUUUGAUUUUAAGAU
Messenger RNA from Phalaenopsis equestris, 1302 nucleotides. Its product is annotated as quinone oxidoreductase PIG3. The transcript is spliced from 6 exons. NCBI's taxonomy places the organism in Eukaryota, Viridiplantae, Streptophyta, Magnoliopsida, Asparagales, Orchidaceae. The record is from RefSeq and is a predicted model, not a curated record. The coding region runs from base 123 to 1100 and encodes 325 amino acids. Gene Ontology annotation, molecular function: oxidoreductase activity.